GGGUGAUCCGUGGUCUUUAGUCCUCUGGGUUGUGCAGAGCUAAGCCUGCUCCUCACCAAGACUGUCCUCCCCAACCUCCAGGUUGUCCUAACCAGGAUGGUACCAUGGAUGGAAUCAGGUAGCUCAGCCUUCCAAAUGCUGGGCACCGUGGCUGCAGCCUGGUGGCUUCUGCGGAUAGCCUGGUGGCUGGGCCAUGCCCUGCUCGUCUAUGGGCUGCCCCAGGUUGGCCUGGGCCUUGGGACCUCUUUCAGGAAGCACGGAGCCUGGGCAGUGGUAACCGGGGCCACAAGUGGAAUCGGCAGGAGCUAUGCUCAUGAGCUGGCUCGAAGAGGCCUCAACGUGGUACUGGUCAGCCGAGAUCUAAGCAAGUUACGUCGGGAGGCAGAGGACAUUGCGAAACUCCAUGGGAAGGAGACAAGAGUCAUCCAGGCAGACUUCACUGGGGGCUUAGAAAUCUAUGAGGCAAUUGAAACAGCCCUGGAGGGCCUAGACAUCGGCGUUCUAGUCAACAAUAUUGGUGUAGCUCCCCAGAAAAUCCCUGGGAAGCUCCUGAAUUUGGAGAAUGCAGGCAAGAGCUUAACAGACAUGAUGAAUUGUAACAUGCUGUCAAUGGUUCAGAUGACCCGGAUCAUCCUGCCUCAGAUGGCAGCCAGGGGCCGUGGAGUGAUCAUCAACAUAUCCUCUGAGGCUGGCACACAGCCUGCCCCAUUCUUGGCUUUAUAUGGGGCCACGAAGGCCUUUAUCAAUAGCUUCUCUCAGGCUGUGGCCUUGGAAUACCAGUCUUCUGGAGUCAUCAUCCAGACUAUUACCCCUCUGAUAGUUUCCAGCAACAUGAGCCAGAUAUCCCCCAGAAAAUUCUUGGUGAAAUCUGCAGAUGACUUUGCCAGAGAAGCCUUGGACACUGUGGGAGUCACUAACUUCACCACAGGCUGUUUCAUACACUUUGUCCAUGUGAGUGACUGGGGUGCCCACUGGGUUGAGCUAAGAGGGAAGGUGUCCAGACUGACUCCUAGCUGGAGGGGUUGGCUGAGGAGGGAAGGAAACAAGCAUCCAUCAAGCAUCUGUUACAUGCCAGCUCUGAGUCCUCCUUUUGGAAAGGAUGAGCUCCUGGACCUGUGA
Trichosurus vulpecula (common brushtail) is the source of this 1119-nucleotide messenger RNA. Its product is annotated as very-long-chain 3-oxoacyl-CoA reductase-B-like. Bases 97 to 1119 code for a protein of 340 amino acids. Gene Ontology annotation, molecular function: oxidoreductase activity. Gene Ontology annotation, cellular component: endoplasmic reticulum. The transcript has 11 exons. Lineage: Eukaryota; Metazoa; Chordata; Mammalia; Diprotodontia; Phalangeridae. The record is from RefSeq and is a predicted model, not a curated record.